Messenger RNA from Racocetra persica, 249 nucleotides. NCBI's taxonomy places the organism in Eukaryota, Fungi, Glomeromycota, Glomeromycetes, Diversisporales, Gigasporaceae. The record is from the annotation of a GenBank genome assembly.
CUUUAUAUGGUAGAAAGCAUCAAGAUCUUAAAGUUAAUAAUUUUGUGAAAAGGUAUGAUGGUGGGAUAAAUAUUAAAUUAUUCAGAUCUAAAAUAAAUCAAAGGGGAUUAAGCAAUAAUAAUGCACAAGCUGAAACAAUUAGUUUGCCAAAUAUCAAAGAAAUUAUUGAUGACUAUGAACUUUAUUUUACAAAAUAUUCAGCAACUGCUAUUGUGAACUUUUAUCUAAAACUAUAUACUGCAAAUGAUA